AUGUCUAUCGUGUGGAGUCUGUCCAUCGUUCGCCCCAAUGGAUACUUUUCUCUGGAACUCCAUCGACAGCGCAUUAACUGUGUUCGAGAGGACACGCACACUUGUCCUAUACAGAAAUCAGUCCAUUUGCAUUUUAACACUCCCGUGGACACGCACUCUUCAAGUGUACACAUACCCCCCUUGCUACAGGGUACUUCUUCCUCAACAGAUGUGGCAAAGCUGGAACUCCAUACAAGUGGCCCAUCACAAUAUGUGCUGCUGCUGCUGUGGACAAAAACGGCGAUGAGAUUGGCGGAGGAUAAUCGCCGCGAGAUAGUCCCACGCCGCAGACAUACACCGAUUCAAAACAGGCCAAAUCAACCUUGUUUCUGGACCCUUGCCCGACGGGGUCAAGGUCGACGGGAUUACGGUGAGCCCCUCGUUAUGCUGGUUAUUACUGCCCCUCCGUGGAUCCCGGUAUCCGGGGUGGCGGGUCCGGACAUAGUGGACCCAAUCACCUACCGCCUGAGCCCCGAGCACAGCCUCAACACGGAACUGGCUUUAACGGGCGGCACGAGACAAUUCAAGUAA
This is a messenger RNA of Fusarium graminearum PH-1, 570 nucleotides long. RefSeq lists its product as uncharacterized. The coding region runs from base 1 to 570 and encodes 189 amino acids. The record is from RefSeq and is a predicted model, not a curated record. The transcript is spliced from 4 exons. Lineage: Eukaryota; Fungi; Ascomycota; Sordariomycetes; Hypocreales; Nectriaceae.